Molecule: messenger RNA, 2926 nt
Organism: Hirundo rustica (Barn swallow)
Lineage: Eukaryota; Metazoa; Chordata; Aves; Passeriformes; Hirundinidae
Gene: ECE2
Product: endothelin converting enzyme 2
Exons: 19
Coding region: 51-2360 (769 amino acids)
Biological process (GO): protein processing
Cellular component (GO): plasma membrane
Molecular function (GO): metalloendopeptidase activity
Source: RefSeq, a predicted model, not a curated record
GCCCGGCGCGGCCCGGGCGGGGAGCGGAGCUAGGCGGGAGGCGGCCCGGGAUGGCCAGGAUGAACGUGGCCCUACAGGAGCUUGGACACGCCAUGCCCAACUACAAGCGUGCCACGCUGCAGGAUGAGGAGGGGCCGGAGCCAGCUGGGGAUGGCAGCGCCUCUCCCGACAGCGUGGAGGUGGGGUUUCGGAAGGCGCCGGGGACGCUGCUGAGCCGCCUGGCCUCGCGCAGCCAGCUGGAGCUGGUGCUCUGCGCCGUCGCCAUCUCCCUGGCCCUGCUGCUCAGCGUUGCCAUCAUCACUCUGGCCAUUCAGUACCGCAGAGAUCCCUCUCACAGCACGUGCCUGACGGAGGCCUGUGUCCGGGUGGCCAGCAAGAUCCUGGAGGCCCUGGAUACAGAGAUGGACCCAUGCCAGGAUUUCUACCAGUACUCGUGUGGGGGCUGGAUUAAGAGGAACCCGCUGCCCAACGGGCGCUCCAAGUGGAGUACCUUCAACAGCAUCUGGGACCAGAAUCAGGCCAUCAUGAAGCAUCUCCUAGAAAACGCCACCUUCAACUCCAGCAGCGAGGCGGAGCGGAAGACACAGCGAUACUACCUGUCCUGCCUCAAGGAGCAGAGGAUAGAGGAGCUGGGCUCCCAGCCCCUCAUGGAGCUCAUUGAGAAGAUUGGAGGAUGGAACAUCACUGGCUCCUGGAACCAAACCAGCUUCAUGGAGGUACUCAAGAGCGUGUCAGGCACUUACCGGGCAACCCCCUUCUUCACGGUGUAUGUGGGUGCAGACUCCAAGAGCUCCAACAGCAACAUCAUUCAGGUGGACCAGUCAGGGCUUUUCCUCCCAUCCCGGGAUUACUAUCUGAACAAGACUGCCAACGAGAGGGUUCUGGCAGCAUACCUGGACUACAUGGUGGAGCUGGGCACACUGCUGGGGGGCACCCCGGAGCCCACCCGCCUCCAGAUGCAGCAGGUGCUGGACUUUGAAACCCAGCUGGCCAACAUCACCGUGCCGCAGGCUGAGCGGCGGGAUGACGAGAAGAUCUACCACAAGAUGAGCAUCGCCGAGUUGCAGCUGCUGGCCCCUGCCAUUGACUGGCUGGAUUACCUGUCCUAUGCCCUGGCCCCACUGGAGCUGACAGACACGGAGCCUGUGGUGGUGUAUGGGGACACCUACCUCCAGCAGGUCUCUGACCUCAUCAAUGACACUGACAGGAGCAUCCUGAACAACUACCUGAUCUGGAACCUGGUGCAGAAGACGGCCUCCAGCCUGGACCAGCGUUUUGAGACAGCCCAGGAGAGGCUGCUGGAGACACUCUAUGGCACUAGGAAGUCCUGCACGCCCCGUUGGCAAACCUGCAUCUCCAACACGGAUGACACACUGGGUUUUGCGCUGGGCUCCCUCUUCGUCAAAGCCACCUUUGACAGGGACAGCAAGGCCAUUGCUGAGGAGAUGAUCAGCGAGAUCCGUGCAGCCUUUGAGGUGUCCCUGGACCAACUGGACUGGAUGGAUGAGAAGACCAGGCAGGCUGCAAAGGAGAAGGCAGACGCCAUCUAUGAUAUGAUUGGCUUCCCUGACUUCAUUCUGGACAACAAGGAGCUGGAUGAUGUCUAUGAUGGGUACGAGGUCUCUGAGGACUCCUUCUUCCAAAACAUGCUCAACUUCUACAACUUCUCUGCCAAAGUGAUGGCCGACCAGCUCCGGAAACCCCCCAACCGCGACCAGUGGAGCAUGACCCCACAGACUGUCAAUGCCUAUUACCUGCCCACCAAGAACGGAAUCGUCUUUCCUGCUGGGAUUCUCCAGGCUCCCUUCUACGCCCGCAACCACCCCAAAGCCCUUAAUUUUGGUGGCAUCGGUGUGGUGAUGGGGCAUGAGCUGACCCAUGCAUUUGAUGACCAAGGACGGGAGUACGACAAAGAGGGAAACCUGCGGCCAUGGUGGCAGAACUCCUCGCUGGAGGCCUUCAAGAACCGGACGGCGUGCAUGACAGAGCAGUACGGCCGCUACACCGUCCACAGCGAGAAGGUCAACGGGCGGCAGACACUGGGCGAGAACAUCGCGGACAACGGCGGGCUCAAGGCAGCCUACAACGCUUACAAGUCCUGGCUGCAGAAGAACGGGGAGGAGAAGCGCCUGCCAGCCCUGGGGCUCACCAACCACCAGCUCUUCUUCGUGGGUUUUGCGCAGGUGUGGUGCUCCGUCCGGACGCCCGAGAGCUCCCACGAAGGGCUGGUGACCGACCCCCACAGCCCCGACAAGUACCGUGUCAUCGGCACCCUCAGCAACUCCCGGGACUUUGUCGAGCACUUCGGCUGCCCCCUGGGCUCCCCCAUGAACCCCGGCAAGCACUGUGAGGUGUGGUAGGGACGGGGAGGGCGCUGGGGACAGAGGGGAUGAUGCUCUGCUGUGCCCCCCCCUCCCCAGACCUCAGUGGCUGCCGGAGCUGGCCACGGGCAGAGAGCGGUCCCCUCCUGUGCUCACACUGCACACCCCACCUCUGCACCCUCCCCGGCACACACGGCCCCACACCAGGCACCCACCGCAGCCCCAUCCACGGCUUGGGGCUGGACACGGCCGGCAGAGAGGCUGUAGCACCCCUAAAAACGCAGCUCUGCCCCCUAACCCUGAUGUGCUCGAGUCAGGCACAGCUCAGUGUGCGCUGCGUCCCCCCCCCCUCCUCAGGCGGGCAGGUCAAAGCGGUUCCAGGGAAAGCACUAGAGCCAAGAUCCCCCUGCUCCUGCGCCCCAAACCUGCCGGAGAUGGAGGCUGGGGGCCGCCCGGCUCCGCGCUUCCCUUGUCCCCUCCCACUCCAGCUUGGCUUCCCCAUUCACCUCUGCUGGGACCAGCGGGCGGCAGCGGGGACUCUGGUGCCUUCAGCUGUGGGUGGCUGUCGCCGAGUUUAUUUAACGAUUAAAAGCAGUUUCCACUUA